Messenger RNA from Oryzias latipes (Japanese medaka), 4142 nucleotides. RefSeq names its product TEA domain family member 1a (gene tead1a). Gene Ontology annotation, biological process: regulation of transcription by RNA polymerase II; hippo signaling; embryonic organ development. The record is from RefSeq and is a predicted model, not a curated record. Gene Ontology annotation, cellular component: transcription regulator complex. NCBI's taxonomy places the organism in Eukaryota, Metazoa, Chordata, Actinopteri, Beloniformes, Adrianichthyidae. Gene Ontology annotation, molecular function: DNA-binding transcription factor activity, RNA polymerase II-specific; RNA polymerase II cis-regulatory region sequence-specific DNA binding.
AACCGAGAGGGGCACUCUGGAGUUGGCGGAAGCUUUCCCGGCGCCGCGGCGACUCUGAUCCGGGCAAAAGCCUGGGGAAUAAUCCAGAAAGAGGCGUUUGGAUCGAGGUUUCCUGCUGUCUGGCGUUGGACCCUCCACCGGCCUGCUGCCUUCCGUUGUCUUCACUGCUAAAGCUGCCAUUGCAGAAGCAGAGGCUAACAUUAGCCCUCAAUUUAUAGUUCACCGCCUCUGGCUGCCCCCACUGGAAAUUAAUAGCUGCUAUUAUCAUCUGUUUGAGGUUGAGUUGAUCAGUAGGGGCUGCAGUCACAACACUGUUGAAGGUGCUGAACACCCAUCAGCUUUAAUAUGGAGCGCAGCUGGAGCGGUAGUGAGAGUCCAGGAGAGGACAUGGACAGACUAAGUGACUCGGGAGGAGACAAGACCAUGGAUGGAGACCCCGAGGGGGUCUGGAGCCCAGACAUCGAGCAGAGCUUCCAGGAGGCCCUGGCCAUCUACCCUCCCUGUGGGAGGAGGAAGAUCAUCCUCUCAGAUGAAGGAAAGAUGUACGGACGAAAUGAGCUGAUAGCCAGAUACAUCAAACUGCGAACAGGCAAGACGCGGACGAGGAAGCAGGUAUCCAGUCAUAUCCAGGUUUUGGCCAGAAGAAAAUCCCGGGAGUUUCAGUCCAAACUGAAGGACCAGAAUGCCAAGGAGAAGGCUCUGCAGAGCAUCUCGUCCAUGUCCUCGGCUCAGAUCGUCUCUGCCACGGCCAUACACAGCAAGCUGCUGCCUGGAAUCGUACGCGCCGGCUUCCCGGGCAACGCACAGCUGUGGCAGGGCAUGAUUCCUGGAGGACAGUCCAGCUCCGCCACAGAAGACAUCAAGCCGUUCUCCCAGCAGGCCUUCUCUGUGCAGACAGCAGGGACCACCAACAUCUCAGCAUAUGAGCCUCCUGCUGCAGCACAAACACACCGAGAACCGGCGUGGCAGGGUCGCUCCAUCGGCACCACCAAACUACGGCUGGUUGAGUUUUCAUCGUUUCUGGAGACGCAGAGGGACCAGGAGGCAUACAACAAGCACUUGUUCGUGCACAUCAGCCAGAGCAGCCCGAGCUACAGCGACCCACUCCUGGAGUGUGUGGACAUCCGGCAGAUCUACGACAAGUUCCCGGAGAAGAAAGGAGGCCUGAAGGAGCUGUUCAGCAAGGGCCCGCAGAACGCCUUCUACCUGAUCAAGUUCUGGGCGGACCUGAACUACAACGUGCAGGACGACCCAGCGGCCUUCUACGGUGUGACCAGCCAGUACGAGAGCUCCGAGAACAUGACCAUCACCUGCUCCACCAAAGUCUGCUCCUUCGGCAAGCAGGUCGUGGAGAAGGUGGAGACGGAGUACGCCCGCUUUGAAAACGGACGCUUCGUCUACAGAAUCAGUCGCUCUCCCAUGUGUGAAUACAUGAUCAACUUCAUCCACAAGCUGAAGCACCUGCCGGAGAAGUACAUGAUGAACAGCGUUCUGGAGAACUUCACUAUUCUGCUGGUGGUGAGCAACAGAGACACUCAGGAGACGCUGCUCUGCAUGGCCUGCGUGUUCGAGGUGUCCAACAACGAGCACGGAGCGCAGCACCACAUCUACCGGCUCGUCAAGGAAUAGCGGCCGCUCCGGUUCUGGCCUUUUCCUGCCGAUCCGGCCCCGUCGGAGGAACACUGUUCUGAGGGAAAUCCACAACACUCUGAGUCAGCGGGACGAGCGACUGAGGACAUGGCUACACUUCCACUGCUGGCUCUGGAGGAAACAGGAUCACUGUGACUUUACAGCCCAAACGGGUGUGCUCAUAAAUGAUAACUCCAAACUGACGGUCGGGAGCUCAUUAGCUGUGAGAGCGGCCCAGUGAGAGUGCAGCCAUGGAAACCCGUCAGAACCCAGCUGGGUGGUUUUCCCAGGAAUGUCCAGACUUUCCUGUUGCCAGGAGAUCUCUCGUCUCCGGCUAAUUGGUUCCUUCCUGUCUGUGCGCCUCGCCUCUGCCGUGCUGAUGAAAAUGAGAGUGAUAUUUCUGUUGGGAAAAUGCAGCUCCUCUGGCCCCCCAGUGGGGAAACCCACCGAAGGUCAGACCCGGUGUGCCGUCAGUAACCGGAGGACGUUCCCGUGAUCCAGAAGGGCGUCUGCACAGAAGGGCGGCGAGAACGCUGCGGCGGCUCGCACAGAGAGAGGAGGCUCGUCCCAAAGAAAACAAAUCAGACUUUUAGGUUUUUAAACUUCUAAUCUUUGGGAAAUUCUUUAUGAAUAGAAGCAUAUAGACUAUAUUUCGAGUCCAGGAUUCCUAUCUAAAAUCUAUGAGAAAUAACCAAUAAAUUCAGGUACCUUUCUGAGCAACAGGUGGUUCAGCAGAGAAAAAAGAGAUGUUCUGAUCUGAACCCUGUAGAAAAGCACUGUGAACUCAAACAUACUCAGUUGCUGGUUCUGACCCAGAUCCCCCGGCCGUGGAACCGGCCGAGCCUUAGCGCGUCCGUGCUGCCAAAACCCUUCAAGCCUGAAAUGCUGCUCCAGCUCCUGCAGUCUCCUUCAGCUCCAUCAGAAACCAAAACGCUCCUGUUGGAGUGGCGGUGAGCCUGCGUCCCGCUCCGCGCAGGAAGUGCCUUUGGCGGCCACCAGCAGCAGACUGCUCUGUUGGGCUGCAGUGCCGGUGGUUCUGUGUUGUACGUGCGUAGAGCUUUUAGUGGCUUUGACUCCGUUUUCCGUGUUUCAGUGCAGAUUUCAUAUUUAGUGGUUGUUUUUUCUUGUUGACGCUCGGCACCAAAAAAAUCCUGGAAACUCUGUUUCUUUUGCUGACCUGGAGGGUUUUAUCGCCACAAAGAGCUGCGUGUUUGAUGUCGUCCGCUGCCUCAUCGUAGCGCUGCCGUUCUUACAAAUGUGUGUUGGAAAAGCAGGAUCUGUGUCGGGCCUGACCUUUGCAAAGGUUAAAGGAGGGCGGAGCUACUGUCAUGUCCGCAUUGAGCUCAAAGUGAAGCCAAGAGGAUUUGCUGAUUCUGAAUUCUCUGCAAAGCUUCAACAAGAGAAUUUUCAGAAAAUGUAAAAACUUUAUUGGCAUAUUUCUAUCUGAGUUUUAUGCUUCUUGUUUAACCUUUUCGUUCAUUAAGUAUUUUUAAAUUCACAAAAAUCCUUUCUAAAUGUCUAAAAUCAGAGGCUUUCCUGGCAAAGGAGUAUUUUCAAUGUUUGUCUGUAUUUAAAAAACAGAACGUUUUCACAGUCAGCUGUGGGAUCAAUAACAGUUGCUUACAUAAACACUUUCAUUUUGUGGUGACAGACUUGAAGGAGGUUUUAAAUUGAACUGCAUUUAAACGUUACCGUUUGUCCAAAUUGUAGAAAAAGCCUUCGGCUGAGUUUGCAGCUUCAGGGGUGUUUUUGCCGUUUGCUCUGCAGACGUGACAGUGGCGUGACGGCUCUGUGCAGGAAACACAUGCAGCUCAGGACAAACACGCUGAGGCAUCCAGAGAAAAGACGCUCACACUCCUGCUAAGUUACUCUGCAAAACAAAGAGUCCGAACUGGCAGGGUUCUGCUUCUGACCCGCUGCCGUGUCUGAGAAAACCUGAGAGAUAAAAGGACUUUAGUUCAUUCUGGCUUUAACAACACGACCAGCAUCCCCCGAAACGCCAUGUAGCACAUGGACGAGAAGGUCACAGACAACCUGGAAGCUGCAUCCGUGACCCGUCCGGACGUCAUCUCCACCGGCUUACCAAAGACAGUGGACACCCGUAACCAUGGCAACGAGCAGACUGAAGCAGCCCGGAGCUCUCCAUCCCUUCUGAACGUGGUCUUGUGUUUGUUGGAAGUCACUCUGUAAUCGUCCCAGAAUGGCCUUGAAUCUUCUCGCUCCUGCCCGAGCGCCGAGGGUUUCCACGAGGUGCUUUGUAUAAAAGUGACAAUAACCUUUAUUACAGAUGUUGUGUAUAUCUUUAAUAUUCGAAUGUUUAUCCUAUUUUGUGAAGAAGAGAGUGUUUAGUAAACCCAGACGCCAGUAACGUUGGUUCAGCACAGGGUCUGAUCUUGCUUUCUAACCCUUCCCCCCAAUAUGGCUAAAAGUAUGUUAGAUAUUUUCUAGCUUUGUAGGGACUUUGUACGCAUAUAUGCUAUUCAGUUUAAAUAAAUGGUCAGUUCUAAACUGUG